AAAAGGCGGUAUCAUGGUACUUCGGGAAGGAGCGGCAAUGCUCGAUUAAAUAUGACUUGUCGCUUCACGGUGUGACCUACCUACACGCCCCUGAGUCCCUGACACACUCUGGGCCCUACGCAAGCAGUAGGUGGGCCCUUUCUUGGGCCCAGUCAUUCCCGUCUGGAGGUAUGGUUGGUAUGGAGGUUAGCGCAAAGCCUUCAUUGGUGUCAACUAGGCCCUAGUCGUCUAAGCCCAGGUAGAAGGGACUUCACUUCAGUGUGUUGGGCCCAAGCUCUUAAUUGCGUGCACACAAUGAGUCAAUGACAACAAUAAAUCCGACCCUUCGAUUCUCAGAUCAGUACAUCCAGUUCUGCAUUCGUUUUAGCCUGUAAUUUUCUUUUUAGCAUGUAUUUUGCUGGUUGCGCUCCACCUGUUCGACUAAUUUCCUGAAAGAAUCUACAGUGAAGUAAUGCACCAAUUUUUAAUGGAUUUCUGUUUGGUGCGAGAUGCACGAAAUUUUGUGGCACUGUUGCACCGCGUGAACUGGAAAUUUCUUGAAUUUGGUCUUUCAUGUGACAAGUGACAACUCCAUUUUUCCUUAACGUUGUCCAAAAUUAGCUGCACUGGAAACUGAGACUUUGUUUGCCCUUGUGAAAUUUUACCUUCUCUCGGUGGCCAUUCUUUCUUUCUUUCUUUUUCUCAAAAUCAGAGCUACUGAUUCGGAUGUUGAAUAAUCCAACCUUACCCCACAAACACAGCCUUUUUUUCCCUCUAUCCUACGCAGUAGUCACGUGCCAUUCUGAGGUACUACAUCGUGCUUUUCGCUUCUCCUCUGCAAUCCACCUCUCUCCACCACAGAGUCGGCUCAGUCAGAAAAUAAUAGAGAGAAAAGCCAGAGAGUUGUUGCUUAUUUCUUGGUUAUUUCACUUUUUAGACAGAAACCCAGAAAAGAUUUUUAAAAUCAUAUUAUUUUCUUCGUGCAGCAGCUAUAUGGGUCGUACACGGAUUCUGCAGCCUUUUUUACAGCCGUUCUGUACCAUUAUUACCAUUAUCAGUACUACCAUUACCAUGCAUAAACGUUGUUUUGCGUCUCGAGAAAACAACAUUCAGAUCUCUCUCUUCUCUGCACGCACUGUCUGUGACGUAACAUUGUUGCUCUGUUUUUUAUCCUUGGUUACCUGAGACAGGUAAAUUAAAUUGCCAUAAAUCACCAGUUUUAUUCGUGUACUGCUGUUGAUCCAGCCUCUGACGAUUUUUUUCUCUCUCUCUAUCUUGUUCUGGGUCGUAAUUAUCCUUGUCAGAAAGUUUAAUUACUGCCUCUGCCACUCUUUACGUAUGGCAUUCACACCUUAACGUUACUUGACGCUUCGGCUUCUUCUUUGUCCCUUGACAUUUGCUAAUAGUUCUGGCUCUGUUUCUUCCAUAACUAGUUUACUUGUUGGGUCUUAUUUUGGUACUCUGGUUCUUCAGCUUAUCGAGCUAUUGUGGGUACCAGUACUGAGUCUGGACCAGUGAAUCUUCAAGUGGUGAGUGAGAAAAGUCAAUCAUUGAUGGCUACUCCACCUGGCUCCUCCUCUUCGCUGCCGUCACUGCCGCCGCCUCGUCCUAAGUCUCCUCCCAAAUAUCCGGAUUUGUAUGGGAAACGCAGGGAAACGGCGAAGGUUCAAAUGCUCGAGAGAGAGAUUGGUUUUCUUGAGGAGGAGUUAAAAUCCAUUGAUGGCCUUCAACCUGCUUCCAGAUGUUGCAAAGAUGUUACUGAUUUCGUAGUGGCGAACUCAGAUCCUUUGAUACCCAUUCGGAAGAAGCGAAAGUCCUGCCGUAUCUGGAAGUGGCUUUGCGGGCUGCCCUGUUUCAACUUUUCAUGGAUUUGUUGUUGCUGCUGCAAUUCUGGCUGUCCUCUUCGUCUGGAAAUGCCACACUGCUGCUGCCGCUGCCACUGCCGCUGCUGCAACUUUAAUAUUUGUAAAUGCUGUUCAUGCAACACCUGCUCACUACCAAAGUUGCGGUGGUGUUGCGUUUGUCCUCGAUUUAAUUGUUGUAGAGAGAUCUCAUGCUGCUGCAGCAGCUUAGAAUGUCCUUCUCCUUCAUGCCCAGAUUGCUCUUCAUGCUGCAGAUGGGUAUGCUGUCGCCCUAGAUGCCCUAAGGUACGCAGCUGCAAUUGUACAAAAACUUGUUGGAACCCAUGUUGGAAUCCAUGCUGUCUAUGCAUAUAACAUAUUAAUGCGAUAUCAUAAAAGAGGAAUUAUCCUCCAUAUUCAUUUGAUUUCAAUUAUAGUAUCUGUUAAUGAUUUUUUUUUUUUUUGGCAAUUCCUGAAUUUUGUUAGCAAGUUGUGAAUCUAGCUUGCCGUGCCUAAGUAAGGACUUGAAUACAUUGGAAGUGCUUGCUCACUCAA
This is a messenger RNA of Tripterygium wilfordii, 2375 nucleotides long. Its product is annotated as guanine nucleotide-binding protein subunit gamma 3-like. The transcript has 5 exons. NCBI's taxonomy places the organism in Eukaryota, Viridiplantae, Streptophyta, Magnoliopsida, Celastrales, Celastraceae. The record is from RefSeq and is a predicted model, not a curated record. The coding region runs from base 1533 to 2195 and encodes 220 amino acids.